Molecule: messenger RNA, 2208 nt
Organism: Hemisphaericaspora subhashii
Lineage: Eukaryota; Fungi; Ascomycota; Pichiomycetes; Serinales; Debaryomycetaceae
Gene: GCD6
Product: translation initiation factor eIF2B catalytic subunit epsilon
Exons: 1
Coding region: 1-2208 (735 amino acids)
Biological process (GO): biosynthetic process
Cellular component (GO): eukaryotic translation initiation factor 2B complex
Molecular function (GO): guanyl-nucleotide exchange factor activity; translation initiation factor activity; translation initiation factor binding
Source: RefSeq, a predicted model, not a curated record
AUGCCACCUAAAGCAAACAAAGGCAAGCCCACUCAAUCGGCUUCCAAAAUCAAGAAAUCAAAAGAAGUUGUGAAAGAUGAUCGUUUUCAAGCCAUUGUGUUAACUGAUUCAUUUGAAACCAGAUUCAUGCCAUUAACAGGAGUAAAACCCAGAUGUUUAUUGCCUUUAGCAAAUGUGCCAUUAAUUGAAUAUACUUUAGAAUUCUUAGCAAAAGCUGGUGUUAAUGAGGUUUAUCUUAUGUGUUCUGCUCAUGCUGAACAAGUACAAGCCUAUAUUGAGAAUUCUAAAUGGAGUAAUAAUGAUAAGAAUUCUCCAUUUCAAAUAGCUACUAUCAUGUCAUUAGAAUCAAGAUCUGUAGGUGAUGCGAUGAGAGAUUUGGAUAAUCGUGGUUUGAUUUCUGGGGAUUUUCUUUUAGUUUCAGGUGAUGUUGUUACUAAUGUUGAUUUUAAUAAAGUGUUGGCAUUUCAUAAAUCCAAAAAGGCACAAGAUAAAGAUCAUAUAGUUACCAUGGUGUUAAAUCAAGCAUCUCCAUUACAUAGAACCAGAUCAUAUAUAAAACCAUCUACAUUUAUUUUGGAUAAGAAAACCGAUAGAUGUUUAUAUUAUCAAAGUAUACCACCAGUUGAUGGGAAAAAAACCAGUGUCAAUAUUGAUCCAGAGUUAUUAGAAGAUAUUGAAGAUGAGUUUGUCAUUAGAAAUGAUUUGAUUGAUUGUAGGGUUGAUAUCUGUUCUCCUCAUGUUCCUCAGAUCUUUCAAGAAAAUUUCGAUUAUCAAUAUUUAAGAAGUGAUUUCCUUAGAGGGGUAUUGACUUCUGAUUUAGUCAAGAAAACAAUCUAUGCGUACAUUUCUGAAGAUAGAUCUGAAUAUGCUGCCAGAGUUGAAAGUUGGGGAACUUAUGACGCUGUUUCUCAAGACAUUUUAGCAAGAUGGUGUUAUCCAUUAGUACCAGAUUCGAAUCUUGUUGAAGACAAUUCAUAUUCUUAUGAGUUUAAUAAUAUUUAUAAAGAAGAUAAAGUAAUAUUGGCACAGUCAUGUAAGAUCGGUACUUCAACUUCAAUAGGUUCAAAUACUACCGUUGGUGAAGGAACUUGUAUUAAGAAAUCCGUUAUAGGAAGAAAUUGCAAGAUUGGAAAUAAUGUCACAAUUGAAAAUUCCUAUAUUUGGGACGAGGCAGUUAUUAAAGACAAUUCUGUACUUAAUCAUACAAUCGUAGCGGCAAAUGCUGAAAUUGGCGCAAAUGUUACUUUGAGUGCAGGUUCUGUUAUUGGGUUCAAUGUUGUUAUUGCUGACGAUAAACAUAUUGGAAAUAAUGUGAAGAUUGUUGAAACCCCAAUUACAAAAUAUGGUGGAGAUUUUGAUGAAUUUAGUGACGAAAGUGAAGGCGAAGAAGAUCAUUAUGGUGCUGGAGUUCCACAAUUGCAAGUGAAGGAUAUUGAUUUGGUUGGUGAAGAAGGGAAAGGGUUCUUGUAUACCUCUGAGAAUGAAGAUGAGGAAUAUGAUGACGAAUCAGUUAGUGCAAUUAGUAGCGAACAAUAUUCUGGUAUAAUUUAUCAAAUGAAAUCACUUAAUGUUUCAGAUGAGUCUAUUGCCUCGAUAACAAACAAGAGAACCAAGAGACGUACUCAUUCAAGAAAUAGAAGAUUCUCAUCUAAUUCUAUGAUGUCUGAAGGUGGAUUCAUUUCUGGAGAAGAAGAGGAAGAUUUUUCAAAAGAAGGGGUGGCUACUGUUAGUCGUGCAAUUGAAAAUAACCAUGAUAUUGAUACUGCAUUAUUAGAAUUGAAUACUUUGAGAAUGUCUAUGAAUGUUACAUAUCAUGAAGUUAGAACUGUUACUUCAGAAGCAUUAUUAAAUAAGAUUGAAGAUUUUGUAUCUACUGAUACUUUAAGUCCUCAAGAAGCUGCCACUAAGAUUUUCACUCAUUGGGGACCAAUGUUUAAGAGACAAGUAUUUUCACCUGAAGAACAAGUUGACUUGUUGGAAAUUUUCGAGGAUAAGAUUACUACAGCUGGUAAACCACAUGGUAAGAUUGUUCUAUUCCUUGCAGUUAAAACACUCUAUGAUUUAGAUAUUCUUGAAGAAGAAAAUAUUUUGGAGUGGUGGAAUAAGACAAGUGGUGAAACUGAAGUUAGACAGUUAACAUCUAAGUUUGUUACUUGGUUACAAGAGGCAGAUGAAGAAGAAAGUGAAGAGGAGAGUGACGAGGAAUAG